Colletotrichum costaricense is the source of this 798-nucleotide messenger RNA. RefSeq lists its product as uncharacterized. The transcript has 3 exons. Gene Ontology annotation, cellular component: cytoplasm. The coding region runs from base 1 to 798 and encodes 265 amino acids. NCBI's taxonomy places the organism in Eukaryota, Fungi, Ascomycota, Sordariomycetes, Glomerellales, Glomerellaceae. The record is from RefSeq and is a predicted model, not a curated record.
AUGUCUACGCCAGUCAAAAGUCAGCUUCAUCUCGUGCUGUACCGAGGAUUCCCAAUUUCCAAUUCCUAUGUCUGGUCACCUUUCGUCACGAAGCUUGAAGCGCGCCUUCGAUUCGCUAAGCUUCGGUUUCGCAUCGACCAAGGUUCAAUGAGCAAGUCACCCCGUGGUAAAAUACCAUACAUUGAGAUCGCCCAACCCAAUCAAGAUCAGCCGAUCACUUUGAGUGACACCAGUCUCAUCAUCCAACGACUCAUCGAUGAAGAUGUUUGUCCAGACCUCAACGAGCCACUUUCACCAAUCGCCAGAGCCCAAGACGCUGCCAUCCGCGCCCUUCUCGAGGACAAGCUAGCCUUCUACCAGAGCGCAGAGAGAUGGCAAGACAACUACGAAACCAUGCGAUCAGGUGUAAUGAAUGCGAUCCCGUGGCCAAUACAGAAUCUCAUUGGUCUCCUUGCCUACCGUGGUGUCACUCGGACCCUCUACGGCCAAGGCACUGGCCGUUUCUCUAGUGAAGAGCUUGCAGAAUUCCGGCGGGAUGUUUGGGGACAUGUUAAUGCGCUCUUGAGUGAGACUCGGCUCACAGCUCCUGAUCUUCAGACACCUUUCUGGGUGUUGGGCGGCAAAAGUCCUUCUGAGGCGGAUGCAACCGUCUUCGGCUUCAUUGCAUCAGGUUUGGGAUGUGCAGCGGCACCAGAUAGCAAAGGGAUCAUAAAGAGUUACCCUGUCUUGGUCGAUUAUGCGGAGCGAAUCCAUUACGUUUACUUCGAGGACUACGCUUUGUGGGAAGAAGAUGCGUGA